CUUGUUAUAUUUUUUUAAAUGUGACUAUAACACCGAUAGUCACAACACUAUAAUCCUUCGUAAUAUUUGAUGCGGUACAUGCGAUAUAUAUCAGGAUGUACAGUUACUAGUCUGUUGAAACAUGAUGGACGCGCUUUCAGUCGUUAAUCAACUGCGGGAUUUGGCGUCUGAGCCGCAGAACAGGGAGUCCAUAGUCCAGGACCAAGGCUGUCUUCCCGGCCUGGUUCUGUUUCUGGAUCACCAAGAUUCCCACGUACUGCUAUCUACGCUACAGACUCUUCGUUACCUUGCCGAGUCCCCCAUUAACAGGGAUAAAAUGAAGAAUGAACUGGGCAUGAUGGUGAGCCUGGAAAACCUAAUGCAACGUAGUCGUGGACAGAAUGAGGUGUGUGAUUUAGCCAGAGAAGUCUUUGGCUUGUUGAGUAAACCUCUCCAUACUGGGACUCUCCAAACCCCUGAGCAGCCAAAAAGAGUCAAGUCACAGUUCUUCAUCAACAGCACCAAUAAAAAGGCCAAAUCCGUCACCCUUCACAUACAGGGCCUGGACAGUGUGGUCCAUCGCGGCCUCUGUGAAGAAGCUCUGCUCAAGGUCAAAGGGGUCAUCAGCUUUACCUUCCAAAUGGCGCUGAAGAGGUGCACCGUACGCAUCCGGUCCGACCUGCCUGCCGAGUGUCUAGCCUCCGCCAUCGCCACCACCAAGGUGCUGACAGCCCAGCAGGUUGUGAAAAAUGACGCAGGGGAAGAGGUCAUGGUCCCGCUCGGCACCACAGCCGCGGCUGUGCAGGAGAACGUCCACCUGCCGGAUUACCUGCCCGAGGACGAGAGCCCGGAGCGCAACACGGACAGAGCGAUAUCCCGGAUGGGCGCCAAGGCUGAUCCCGGCGGCAGCUGGCUUAACGCUGCUGCUACGUUCCUCACCAGGACAUUCUACUGGUGAAGCUCAUCUUGCCGUUUGUUUGUUUUUUCCUGUCUUCCCUGUACAUAUAUUUUAAUGUCUAUGCGUGUUCUGUCUUGAACAUUUGAUCUUCACUUCAGACUUUCAAUUCAAGCUUCUUUGAAAGUCAAAUAAAAGGAGUCUUAUUUUCCCCCCAGAUUCCUUAAAGGCAUUUCUGCCACAAUGCUGUUGAACUCUCGAAUCUGAUUGGUCAGAAGGGUGUUCAUUAAUUGUGCAUAGCUGCACAUGUAGUGCUAGAGGGGUGAAUCGCAGUAGUAAGUCAAUUCUGUAAUUAUAAUGCUACUUAAUAUUCCAAAUGUUGAACAGUUUAACGUUAACAGAAAUGGCAAUUUCAAAUUAACGACUGGUCUUGGCAACAUAAUUUUUGAAUUGACGACAGUGGCUUGGGUUGUAUCUAAGCAAAAUGUUUGUUGCCAGAAGAAAGUGGUUCUAAUAAAUCAAUCUUGGCUCAAAAA
This is a messenger RNA of Brienomyrus brachyistius, 1410 nucleotides long. It is a transcript of the gene armc1l, whose product is annotated as armadillo repeat containing 1, like. The coding region runs from base 122 to 937 and encodes 271 amino acids. Lineage: Eukaryota; Metazoa; Chordata; Actinopteri; Osteoglossiformes; Mormyridae. Gene Ontology annotation, molecular function: metal ion binding. The record is from RefSeq and is a predicted model, not a curated record. The transcript is spliced from 7 exons.